UUGAUGGCUGCAGCAGGCGCAUGAAGCAGGGCCCCAUUCUCAAGGUUUCUGCUAAGUUUGGAGACCAUCUCAUGCGGAGGCGGCACUUCCGGACCCCAGGUUGUGCCACCCGCACGAGUCCAGCCACACCGUGACAGGCGUUCUUUCCAUGCACGGUAGCGGAAAAUAGCCUCCUCGCAGAGAUGUACUUGGUGGAACGCAACUCAUACAGCUGUCAAGCAAUUGAGAAUGGUGCAGUCAUCAAGGAUACCGCCAUCACUGUAACUCCUGUGCUUAUGAAACAGAUAAACGUGAUCUGCAGCAUGCACCACGUUCCGUACAGGGCAGUCACCAUUUGAAUGCCUUUGGAGCUUGCGAACAAUCAAGCUGAAGCAGCACCUGCAGCCCACACAGCCAAGAUGCCAUUUGAUUGUCCGUUAUGCCCGUGGAGCUUCUCAAAAAAGUUGACACUAAAGAAUCACAUGCUCAUCCACUCGGGUGAGAGGCCAUUUGAAUGUCCUGCAUGCCCUCAAAGCUUCUCACGAAAGUGUAAUCUGAACCGACACAAGCGCACCCACACAGGUGAGAGGCCAUUUCACUGCCCUGUAUGCCCUCAGAGGUUCACUCGAAGUUUUAAUCUGGACCAACACCGACGCACCCACACAGGCGAGCAGCAAUUUCAGUGCCCUUCAUGCCCUCAGAACUUCUCACACAAGUCUGCACUGAAGAUUCAUGUGCGUAUCCACACAAGCGAAAGGCUAUUUGAGUGCCCUUCAUGCCUUCAGAGGUUCUCGGAGAAUUCUACACUGAAAAAUCACCUGCGCAUCCACACAGGCAAGAGGCCAUUUCAUGCCCUUCCAUGUCCUCGGAGCUUCUCACAAAAGGUUAAUCUAAAGCAACACCUGCACAUCUACACAGCUGAGAUGCCAUUUCAUUGCCCGUUAUGUCCUUGGAGCUUCUCAAGACAGUGCAAAUUGAAUAUUCACAUGCGCAGCCACUCGGGUGAGAGACCAUUUCAGUGCCCUACAUGCCCUCAGAGCUUCUCACAAGAUUGUAAUCUGAACCGACACCUGCGCACCCACAGAGGCGAGAGGCCAUUUCAGUGCCCUUCAUGUCCUCAGAGCUUCUCAACCAAGUAUGCACUGGAGAGUCAUGAGCGCAUCCACACAGGCGAGAGGCCAUUUCCAUGCCCUUCAUGUCCUCAGAGCUUCUCACAAACGAGUCACCUGAACCGACACCUGCGCACCCACACAGGCGAGAGGCCAUUUCAGUGCCCUUCAUGCCCUCGGUGCUUCUCGGACAAGUCCUGUCUGAACCGACACCUGCGCACCCACACAGGCGAGAAGCCAUUUCAGUGCCCUUCAUGCCCUCGGCGCUUCUCGGACAAGUCCCCACUGAAGAAGCACAUGCACAUCCACACAGGCGAGGGGCCAUUUCAGUGCCCUAUAUGCCCUCAGAGCUACAACCAUGUAAGCAAUCUGAACCGACACCUGCGCACCCACACGGGCAAAGCCAUUUCAGUUCGGUGCAUGCCCUCAAAUCUUCUCACAAAAGAGUAACGGUCACUAACCUGAAGCGACACCUGCGCACCCAGACAGGUGAGAGGCCAUUUCACUGCCUUUCAUGCCCUCAGAGCUGCUCACAAGAGUCAUCUGGACAAACACCUGCAUAUCCACACAGGCGAGAGGCCAUUUCAGUGCCCUUGGAGCUUCUCAAACAGGUCCACAAUGAAGAAUCAAGUGCGCGCUCACACAGACAACAUGCCACUUAAGUGACCUGUAUACCCUUGAUGCUUCUCACAGAAGUCUGCACUAAAGGUUCACCUGCGCAUCCACUAAUGUGAGAGCCUGUUUCAGUGCCCUUCGUGUCGGGAGCUUCUUGGGCAAGUCCACACUGAAAAAUCACGUGUGCAUCUACACAUGCGAGAGGCCAUUUCAUUGCCCUGCAUGCUCUCGGAGCUCACAAAAGAGUACUCUGAACUGAUACCUGAGUAGCCACACAGGUGAGAUGCCAUUGCAGUACCCUUCAUGCCCUUGAAGCUUCUCGUGAAAGUUUGCACUGAAGGUUUGCCUGCACAUCCAAUAAUAUGAAAGGCUGUUUGAGGGUUUUUCAUACUUUGAAAAAAUUUGGUAAUGUCCAAGUCCCCAAGCCAAUGCACACGCAGCAGAAAAAAUCGUAAAGGUCGCGUCAGUGCAUCUUUUGCCAAAAGAAUUGACUUUCCAAAGUACAGUUUCUGCACAGUGGUGCUGAGUUGUGAAACAUUAUUUCUUGGUUUUCAUGUUUUUCUGACCAUUUUUUAAUGGAACCUCAGUGUAUACAUACAUUAUUUCUCUUAAUAAAAUACUUGGUAAUUAGCAUUUGUCUGGUUACCUGUUCCCUGUUUCAAUUUUGCACUUCAACUCUACUCAUGGAUUAUCAACUAGCCUGCUUCCAAUUUUUGCUAAGCCUUUUCUGUAAGAAUAAUUUUUUUUUUGCCUGCACAUUCUAUACAUGUGUGAGCUCUUGGAGGUCUUUUCAUUGUUAUGAUGUUUAAGCUUUUUAUUGUCUUGUAUAUAAGUGCUGUUUUGUGCAUUCAAGUCAUCAUCAGCAUCAGCCUAUAUUUAUGUCCACUGCAGGACGAAGGCCUCUCCCUGCGAUCUCCAGUUACCCCUCUCUUGCGCUAGUUAAUUUGAACUUGCACCUUCAAGUACUUAGCUGCUAAUUAGGAAAUCAGUUGUGUAAGUCUGUUUCAACGCACUAAAUAAAAGACUUUUGUGAAUGGAUACUGUUAAUUCUUGAUAUUUCAAGGCUUGCACUAAUAGCAUUUAAUCUCAGUUCAUUAGCAUUUUAUUGUGCAGAAUGCUUCGAGAUAA
Molecule: messenger RNA, 2831 nt
Organism: Dermacentor silvarum
Lineage: Eukaryota; Metazoa; Arthropoda; Arachnida; Ixodida; Ixodidae
Product: zinc finger protein 182-like
Exons: 4
Coding region: 339-1538 (399 amino acids)
Biological process (GO): regulation of transcription by RNA polymerase II; DNA repair
Cellular component (GO): nucleus
Molecular function (GO): RNA polymerase II cis-regulatory region sequence-specific DNA binding; DNA-binding transcription factor activity, RNA polymerase II-specific
Source: RefSeq, a predicted model, not a curated record